Molecule: messenger RNA, 1455 nt
Organism: Cuscuta europaea
Lineage: Eukaryota; Viridiplantae; Streptophyta; Magnoliopsida; Solanales; Convolvulaceae
Source: the annotation of a GenBank genome assembly
UAACGCGGCAAAUUGGGUGCACAGAGCAAAAAUAAAGGUGCGCCCAGAUGCGCCGUUUUGCACAGGAUCUACAUACUCCGGUGCAAUUAAUAUGCCAAACCAGCCAUCGCUAUUCACUCCUUGAUAUCUUUAGCAACUAGCUUUCAAGACAUCGAGGAAAACUAAUAUGGUAGUUCCAUCCUUAUUCUCUCCUUCAAAGAUCCUUCCUUUUCCUAAUCCCAAGCAAAUGCAACUUUCCUCAGCUACAAAAUCCCCAAAAUUUCUUUCUGCUUUGUUGCACCCAAUACCCUGCACUUUCUAUACCGGGCGAACAAUGGUUACGGUUCUGGGGGUCGCUGGUCUUGCUUUAGUCUCCAUUUCGGGGCCUGUUUCUGCUUCUGAGCUAGCUGCAAUGGGCUCAUCAGCUAUGCAAUUUUCUGAACCUUCCAAUGCCCUUUCUCUACCCACCUGGGCUGUUCAUGUCUCCAGUGUCAUCGAAUGGGUCACUGCAAUGGCCUUGGUUUGGCAAUAUGGAGAGAGGUCAGGAUAUGAAUCUUGGAAAGGGCUAUCAUGGGGUAUGAGAUUGGUGAAUUGCAAUCGACAUAAAGCAAGAUAAUGAGCGGUUCUGUUUGAAAUGGUCAAUUGUUGGCAGUAGCACGAGUGUGCCAUUACUGGGUGGAGCACUUUGUGCCUGCACUUGGCAUUUCUUCUAUAACUCGGAAUCUCUUGAGGUAAACAGAAACUCAUAUUGGGCGGGGGCGGUAGAAGGGUGAGACUUUGUUGAUUGUAUUAACCUUUUGCAACCUCCUUGUUGAACUUCAUAUCCAAAUCCAGAUUCAAUGUGACUUUUCCCCUGUUCUAUUAUCAGAGAGCCAAUGGAGGACCAGUGGUGGCAAUAGCCCCCCUUCCCAAUCUUGUUCUAUAUACAACAGUUUAAUUAUGUUUAAUUUUAAUGAAACUUUGAAUUUCACCAUUCUAAAUUCUGGUAAACAAUAAUUUGCUUCUUACUAUGCUACCACCUUUCCUUAAUGAGUAGUAGUACCUCAUCUAGUCCUUUUGGCUCUCCUUAUAAUAUUAGUUAAUCCAUGCUUGCACUGUUCCCAUGCAUAUCAGAUUUUGGUGGCUCUUCAAGCAGCUUUGACUGUAAUUGGUAAUGGUACAAUGUGUAUUGCUGCAUUCCGCAUAUAUAAAUCAUCUCAGAGGAGUUCCAAAUAGCUGCACAUUCACCUUCUUUGGUUGAUUUUAUAGUGUUGUACUUCCCAAAUAUAAAACAAUUAUGUAUGGGUAAGAUGUAAUGGCUUUGUUCAGCAAUUGGCUGCUAACUAUUAGUUGAUUGUGUCGAUGGUUUGUGUUAAUUGUUUUUAUUUCUUGAUUAUGUUAACUUGUUAAAAUUAAUUGUUCGGUAAAGUUGGUUGUUCCUAAAGAACAUCAAGUGUAAAACAUGUGCAAGGAGCUGAUAUUUCUUUAUUAGUGGUA